AUGGAGAUUGUCCUCGGUUGUAUGGAUCUAGAUACAGCUCUUCGAGAGGAGAAACCCACUUCCACUCCGAAAAAUCUCAAUGAGGUUAAAAUAGAGAAGUGGGAGAGAUCCAAUCGAAUGAGCAUCAUAAUCAUGAAACGCUCAAUUUCUGAGGCGUUUCGGGGCUCAAUUACUGAGGAUAAAGAUGCCAAACAGUUUCUAAAGGAUGUUGAAAAAUUCUUUACUAAGAAUGAAAAGGCGGAGGCAAGUAGUCUUUUGAGCAAACUUGUCUCCAUGAGGUAUAAAUGUAAAGGGAACAUAAGGGAGUACAUUAUGAAAAUGUCUCAUCUUGCUUCAAAAUUGAAAGCACUAAAGUUAGAGUUGUUUGAAGAUUGA
Arachis duranensis is the source of this 375-nucleotide messenger RNA. RefSeq lists its product as uncharacterized. Lineage: Eukaryota; Viridiplantae; Streptophyta; Magnoliopsida; Fabales; Fabaceae. The transcript has a single exon. The record is from RefSeq and is a predicted model, not a curated record. The coding region runs from base 1 to 375 and encodes 124 amino acids.